AUGAAGAAUCGUCUGGGUACAUGGGGGGUGGCCAUCCUCUGCAUGCUGCUUGCCAGCCACCUCUCCGCGGUCAAGGCGAGGGGCAUAAAGCACAGGUUCAAGUGGAACCGGAAGGUCCUGCCCAGCAGCGGCGGCCAGAUCACCGAAGCCCGGGUAGCUGAGAACCGCCCAGGAGCCUUCAUCAAGCAAGGCCGGAAGCUGGACAUCGACUUCGGAGCAGAGGGCAACAGGUACUACGCGGCUAACUACUGGCAGUUCCCUGAUGGGAUCUACUACGAAGGCUGCUCUGACGCCAACGUGACCAAGGAGAUGCUGGUGACCAGCUGCGUCAACGCCACCCAGGCGGCCAACCAGGCUGAGUUCUCCCGGGAGAAGCAGGAUAGCAAACUCCACCAGCGAGUCCUGUGGCGGCUGAUCAAAGAGAUCUGCUCUGCCAAGCACUGCGAUUUCUGGCUGGAAAGGGGAGCUGCGCUUCGGGUCGCUGUGGACCAACCGGCGAUGGUCUGCCUGCUGGGUUUCGUUUGGUUCAUUGUGAAGUAAAGAGCAAUGAAGCUGGCAGCCACAGAGAUUCUUCCACAGGUUUUCCUCACCUUUCAGGACCCCAGGAGUUGACGAGGGAUCUGGAAAUAACUGCUACUGGGUAUAGUCUCUUGUAAAAGGAGUAUCUGCCAGGGGGGUCGGGUAUUGUCAAAGGAUUCAUCUGCAACGUUCCAGAACACCAGUGCUGAUAGCGGUACUUCGAGUGCCGAGUUCCCAGUGCUAUCGGUUCUUCUCAAGGACGCCUUUGGGAGGCUUCCCAUGGUAAAGGGACAUGAAGCAGAGCGGAACCUUUACCACUGGACAGACAGCCCAGAGAAACCAGCCUGCUGCAGUACACCGCUGCUGCCAAGACACAACUCCUCAGUCGGCUGUCUACUGAUCCUAAACCAGAGAGCAGGCCCAGAACACACACUUUAUUCCUUGCACGCCAUUUUAAAUAUCAGACAAUAAAGAAGGAGUAAUUCUUAGUUCUUAGAUGGUGAUGUUGGUGUUUCAGCUCCAGGCUUAAGGCUUAGUUACCAGGGCGCACAAAGCUGUGGAGAACCCACUUCUUUCCAGAGGGAAAAUGAGUAGGCUGGACAGAGUCGGUGCUCCGUGAUCCCGAGUUCUCUCAGACCAUUGGUUGUCACACCCCCACAAACCUGUGACAGCCAAUGAGUGUCCAUGUGAUUUGACUGCAAAAUUCUCUUAUUUGAUUUUUAGCGGAGAUGUCCUUGCUCUUACUUGUGGAUCAGGAGAGGUUUUCUUAGUAGCCCUUCCAAGUGUUCCUAACCCGUGCGCUGUAGAGCAGCUUGCGCAAACUGACAGCAGAGUAAAAGGGGGCGGGGCUGCACUUCCGGCAUCCGGUCAGUCCAAGCUGUUUUCACCUCUCCAGACUCCACUCCUUUAUUCAUUUGCAACCGCAAAUGUAGCAAUUUGCAAUCCUAAUACAGGGCCAGGGUGGUGGAUACCUUAAAGCUUUACUUGACUUCAUUUAGUGCCUUCUGUCCAUUUUUAAUGGCUUUUGGUUUUUUGUUUCUCCAGCCCCAUCUCCUCCCUCUGCCCUUUAUGAAACGUGUACCCCUUUACUAUGUUUAAAUAUAAAGACGAGGGUUUUUAUUUUGUUACAUUACAACCCUUAAAAUACAACGAUCACCUGUAUAAUAUUUGUUUCUCUGUGGUUUGUAUUCCUGAUUUAACAGGAUGCCAUUAAACUCUCUGGGUCAGUAUCUAACAUCUAACUAGUCCUUUUAGAUGACCAUGAAGUAUUCCACAGUACAGAUGUGCUGCAAGUGACUUAAUCAUUUCCUU
Molecule: messenger RNA, 1830 nt
Organism: Mus pahari (shrew mouse)
Lineage: Eukaryota; Metazoa; Chordata; Mammalia; Rodentia; Muridae
Gene: Prnd
Product: prion like protein doppel
Exons: 2
Coding region: 1-540 (179 amino acids)
Biological process (GO): protein homooligomerization; intracellular copper ion homeostasis
Cellular component (GO): membrane
Molecular function (GO): copper ion binding
Source: RefSeq, a predicted model, not a curated record